CGGCGGCGCCAUGGCGGCCGUGCGCGGCCUGCGGGUGUCGGUGAAGGCCGAAGCGGCGGCGGCGACGGCGGGGCCGCCCCUGGGGCUGCUGGGGCCAGGCCCCGAGCGGGGCGAGCCCGAGCCCAUGGAGGUGGAGGAGGGCGAGCUUGAGGCCGUGCCGGUGCGGCGCUCGCUGCUGCCGGUAGGACGCCGGGGGUCCGGCCACCGGGACACGAGCCGCCGGUACGAGAACAAGGCGGGGAGCUUCAUUACGGGCAUCGACGUCACCUCGAAGGAAGCCAUCCAGAAGAAAGAGCAGCGAGCCAAGCGCUUCCACUUCCGAGCUGAAGUCAACCUUGCCCAAAGGAAUGUGGCCUUGGACCGAGACAUGAUGAAGAAAGGACUAGGUCAAAGGGCAGCACAUUCAGUGACCUGUUUUCUGAAAUCUGUGGGACCAACCACAGCAAUCCCCAAGGUGAGACUGGAGACCCUGUACGUCUGUGGGGUUGAUGAGAUGAGCACCCAGGACAUCUUCGCCUAUUUCAAGGAGUACCCCCCUGCUCACAUUGAGUGGCUGGAUGAUACCUCCUGUAAUGUAGUCUGGCUGGAUGAGGUGACUGCAACACGGGCCCUGAUCAACAUGAGCUCUCUGCCCAGCACAGAGAAAGCCAAGGCUCGAGAAGCCAGUGAGGAGAAAGCCCCAGAGAAGAUGAGAAAAGACAAACAGGACAGCUCUGACGAUGAGACUGAGGAAGGAGAGGUCGAAGAUGACACCACAAGUGACCUGGAGUUGGAUGCGCUGUCCCAGGUGGAAGAAGAUUCCCUCUUGCGGAAUGACCUUCGUCCAGCCAACAAACUGGCCAAAGGGAAUAAGCUGUUCAUGAGGUUUGCCACAAAAGAUGACAAAAAAGAGCUGGGCGCAGCCCGGAGGAGCCAAUACUACAUGAAAUAUGGGAACCCCAACUAUGGAGGCAUGAAGGGCAUCCUCAGCAACUCCUGGAAAAGAAGAUACCAUUCCCGCCGCAUCCAGAGGGAUGUGAUCAGGAAGCGGACGCUGAUUGGGGAUGACGUGGGCCUGACCUUGACCCCCCCUUACAAACACCGGCACGCAGGUCUGGUGAAUGUUCCAGAGGAGCCUAUUGAGGAGGAAGAGGAGGAGGAGGAAGAGGAAGAAGAAGACCAGGACAUGGAUGAAGAUGACAGGAUUGUGGUGGAAUACCGGGAUGAACUGCAGGCCUUCAAGCAGGCGCGUGAGCGAAGCACCUCCCGUCGGACCAGCGCCAGUGGCUCGGGAUCGGAUUCGGAUGAGAUGGACUACGACCUGGAACUGAAGAUGAUUUCCACACCCUCGCCAAAGAAGAGCUUGAAGAUGACCAUGUACGCCGAUGAGGUGGAGUCGCAGUUGAGAAGCAUCCGGAACUCCAUGAGGGCCGACAGCGUGGCCACCAGCAAUGUCAAAAACCGCAUUGGGAACAAAGGGUCAUCCGACAAGGUCGCCGAUGUGCGGCUCCUGCUCGAGGAGAAGCGGCAAAACACAGCGCAGAGGCCGCCGGCGAGCAGCAUCAAGUCUGAUGUCCGCCAGAGAUUAGGAAAGAGACCACAUUCUCCAGAAGUCAAGAUCCCGAGCGGCACCUUCGCCCCCCGGAGAGAGCCGAUGUCCGACGUACACAGUCGGCUGGGCAUCCCCAGGCAAGAUGUCAAGGGCCUCUAUUCUGACACCCGGGAGAAGAAAUCAGGCAGCUUAUGGACUCGCUUGGGAUCUGCGGCAAAGGCCAAAGAGAAGGGGGCUGAGAAGGUGGACCCCACAGUGGUGGCAGCCCCUGAGGAGGAGGACUCGGAGCUCCAGCGGGCGUGGGGUGCUCUGAUCAAGGAGAAAGAGCAGUCGCACCAGAAGAAGAGCCGGUUAGAGCGUCUACCGUCGCUACAGAUUGAAAUCAGUCGGCAAAGCAGCUCUGACUCGGACACGGAGUCCUGAGGCCGGACGCAGCGGGCCAGGUAGGAUGGCCUUGUCCCCCGGCACUCGCCCGGCUUGGUCCAGAGAGCGGUGGACUGACCCUCCCUCUUGCCUCGGCCUUGACCUUCAGCCUCUGAGAGCCCAAGGGAGUGCGGGGGCUUCUGGGUCACCAGCGCCUGCCAGGAAGGAGGACUCCCCUUUGAGCCCUGCCCGGGCCGGCCCUGACCUCUGGGGCACCUGCGCUGCCCAAGGAAGUCUGAGGCGAAGCGGUGUCGGGGGGCGUCCGUCUGUGGGUCGGCACUCUGGCUGCCCGCCAGCUUCACCUGAAGACCAGCACUGCCAGUGCUGGGGGGCACAGAACACGGCCUGUGACUGGGGGGGGAUUUUUGUGGGGGGAGGUCAGUGUUGGACACUUGUUCAGUCUAUUAUGUUUUAAAACUAUUAAUGAUUUCAAAGCUUAAUUUUUAUAUGUGAACAUUUUUCCUGUUGACUCCAGUGAAAGCUCCAGUGGUGUCUCCAUAUGUGCUGUUAAAUAUAUAUUCUCUAAUUUGGGAAGAGCAGGAA
Molecule: messenger RNA, 2497 nt
Organism: Dromiciops gliroides (monito del monte)
Lineage: Eukaryota; Metazoa; Chordata; Mammalia; Microbiotheria; Microbiotheriidae
Gene: NCBP3
Product: nuclear cap binding subunit 3
Exons: 14
Coding region: 11-1954 (647 amino acids)
Cellular component (GO): nucleus; cytosol
Molecular function (GO): mRNA binding; RNA 7-methylguanosine cap binding
Source: RefSeq, a predicted model, not a curated record